AUGGCCGCCAACUUCUCCAACCUUCCUGACGACGUGCUUCACGAUAUCCUCCUCUGCAUGUGUGACUUCCACGACCUUGGCGCCACAAUCCGCGUCUCCAAGAACGUGUACGACGUCUUCAACUCCUGCAAACGUCUCGUCGUCCGCGCUGUUUUGCAGAACGUAGCAGGCCCGGCCUGGGUCCAGGCAGCUCGCUUCGCCCACUUUAAGCUCCAUGGACGUCUCACAGACGACCUAUCAGUCCCCGAAGAGAGCUACUUUGAAGACUUGGACUGGGCGCCGUCGCGCGAUAUCUUGGAUCGCAUGGAAUAUGCUCAAGAAGUGCGCCGCCUGAAAGCUUUUUAUAGCCAACGGAACAAGGAUCGCAAGUCCCUGCAGAGCGUGCUAGAUCCCACGGAAGCAAUGAAGUUUGACAGAGCUCUGUAUCGCCUGUGGCUCUAUGUCGAUCUCUAUGAAGAUUUUGUCGACCUAUGCGACGACGAAUCCGAAUCCGAAUCCGAUGAUGAUGAUGACGACGACGACGGCUACGACGGCCGCACGCAUAAACGGGCCCGUCUCCGAGUCACACAACUCCUCCAGAAGCUGUCCACCGAAGAGCUGCUGGAAGCCAUCCACAUCAGCUCAUUUCUUCAAGAAACGAAGCGCUGGCUCGGCGUCAUGCACGCAAACUACAAAUACCGUGCAACCCUCCCAGAGGACGUGCUUGCAGGCGUCCAGACAGCGUUGGAGGUCAGCAUCGACAUAGGCUUCCCUGCUUUCACCAGUCUCGCGAGCCCCUUGCUUGCCUCCCGGAAGGUCAAGAAGGAGACCAUAGACGAGUGUGAAACUUCGCCGACGAUCAUCCUGGCCACCGUCCCAGGUAGCAAGGAUACUUGCACCCGUUGUGGGGCCUCAGGCGGUACCAGGCUCAUAGGCUCUCCAAACGCCUGGAUUUUCGCGGGAGAGUGCAGGCUGCAAGAUCGCAAGCUCCUCCCGGGGCUUCUGAUGAGGAACCCUUGGGAGUGCGACGCGAUGUAUGGCCACCUGUGGCAUGGGAACGGAGGCAAGGUCGUCGACGAGGCCGCGCUCUUUCAUGAGAUGGUCAACCUCGACAUGGGCCCGGACGCGGAGUCGUGGUCGAAGGACGGGUGGUACUGCCUCGAUUGCAUGCGCGAGCUCCAUCGACAGCGCUUCAUGCAAUGGUGGAAGGUCACCAAGGCGAAGAAUGGUGCCCCUGUGCUAGAUGACUGUUGGUACGGCUACAAUUGCCGCACGAUGAUUCACCAGCAAGCACAUGCGACGAAGCUAAACCACUUGUGCACUCCCACGCGGGGAAAUGGUGCAUAA
Epithele typhae is the source of this 1326-nucleotide messenger RNA. RefSeq lists its product as uncharacterized. NCBI's taxonomy places the organism in Eukaryota, Fungi, Basidiomycota, Agaricomycetes, Polyporales, Epitheliaceae. The record is from RefSeq and is a predicted model, not a curated record. The transcript has 8 exons. Bases 1 to 1326 code for a protein of 441 amino acids. Gene Ontology annotation, molecular function: protein binding.